Messenger RNA from Pseudozyma flocculosa PF-1, 1320 nucleotides. RefSeq lists its product as uncharacterized. Gene Ontology annotation, biological process: response to oxidative stress. The transcript is spliced from 3 exons. Lineage: Eukaryota; Fungi; Basidiomycota; Ustilaginomycetes; Ustilaginales; Ustilaginaceae. Gene Ontology annotation, cellular component: cytoplasm. The coding region runs from base 1 to 1320 and encodes 439 amino acids. The record is from RefSeq and is a predicted model, not a curated record.
AUGUCCGGCUGGGGAUCCUGGCUCAAGGGCGAGGCCGGCUCUGCGGGCGCCGACGCCACCGCCUCUGCGCCCAACUUCCAGGCCGUCACCGACGCCUUCCAGCAGGACGCCCUCUACGGACCUCUGGAAAAGUCUGACCUCGAGUGGACCUGCGCCGGUGGCUUCACCACCGAGACCCAGACCUGGUACACGGUCCUCGACGAUGGCGCGUUUGCGACCAGCCAGAUCAUCCACUCGGCAGUCGGGCUGUGGUACCCGCAGGUGCAGAUGACCUUCAAGUACUUUAACCCCAAGACGGGUGUGAAGAUCUGGAAGUCCGUCAAUGCGUCCAAGUUUGCCGCCCCGCCCACGGCCAAUGCCGCCGGCCCGAGCGGCGACAAGCGCUCGUCCAAGGCCGAGCAGUUUACCGUGCUGUUCCAGACCGAUGACAAGGGCAACGACGCCUACACCAUCACGGCCAACCUCGACGCCGACCUGCAGCUGUCGUACACCUUUACGCGCCCCUCCGAGACGCUCGGGUGGAAGCUGGGCGCGGGCCCCAAGGGCGGCAUGAGCUUCUUUGGCGCAAACGCCGGCAGCCCCGACGGCUAUGUCGUCCAUCGCUUCUGGCCCAUCGCCAUGAGCCAGGGCCACAUCAUCGCCAAGGGCCAGGCCAUCGACGCCAAGGGCCAGGGCAUGUUUGUCCACGCGAUCCAGGGCAUGCGGCCCAACCUGGUGGCGUCCAAGUGGAACUUUGCCAACUUCCAGGCCGACGACGACAAGCUCGGCAGGGUGGCGGCCAUCAUGAUGGAGUUCACCACCACCUCGGACUACGGCAGCGCCAAGGGGGGCAGCCAGAUCCAGGGCGCGCAGGCGUCGUCGGGCGCACCCGCCGCCUCGGGCCGCGAGACGAUGACGGUCAACAUCGGCUCGAUCGUAGUCGACGGCAAGCUGGUCUCGACGCUCGACCAGGACACGGGCUACCAGGCGCCGCAGUCGAUCCGGUACACGUGGGACGGCCCGCUGCUCGACGCGGCGUCGGGCAAGGGCGACGUGGCGGCCAAGGUGGGCGCCGAGCUCACCGUCGACCUGGGCAAGCCCUACCCGAGCUCCGAGACGCACGGCCUGGUCGACAAGGUCGACGUGCUCGCCGAGAUCCCCUAUGUCGUGCGCAAGGUGGUCAACGUCGUGGCGGGCACCAAGCCCUACAUCUACCAGACGCUCAACCCGACGACGCUCAGCGUGCAGCUGCCGGAGCAGUACGGCGGCCGCGGCAAGGAGGAGCGCACGCACGAGGUCAAGGGAACGCUCUUCGAGGAGCACACGUUCAUCAGCGCCUGA